Molecule: messenger RNA, 8474 nt
Organism: Octopus sinensis (East Asian common octopus)
Lineage: Eukaryota; Metazoa; Mollusca; Cephalopoda; Octopoda; Octopodidae
Product: mediator of RNA polymerase II transcription subunit 12-like protein
Exons: 42
Coding region: 1629-8258 (2209 amino acids)
Biological process (GO): regulation of transcription by RNA polymerase II
Cellular component (GO): mediator complex
Molecular function (GO): transcription coactivator activity
Source: RefSeq, a predicted model, not a curated record
AAUAAGAGAGAAGAAAGAAGAUCAUACAAGAGAUAUUGGAGGUGACAGUGUAAUUCUGAGGUGAUUUUAUUAAUAUUGCUAACAGGUCGAGUGCAGCGGCUACCAUUUUGGCUUGAUGAGGAAAUAUAAAGAAAUGGUAAAAGACAAAGGAAUAGAAUGAAAGGGAGCGAAAAAGAAAGGGUCGGAAAUAAAUUUAAUGACAAAGAAAGUGAUAAAGGAACAAUGACAUAAUGGUUGCUUAAUUGCCGGUCAAGCUUCAUCGAGUAAAUCUACGGUCAAGGAUAUUCCGAUCGUAACCAUAUUGUCUUUUACUCACACACAAUGCCCUCAAGGAUAUAGUAUCCAUUGUGUCGUUCUUUUUCAAGAUGGUAAGCCUUAUUUGGGAGUGACUUGACUGUUAUUUCUGGCAGGCCGAGCGACAACAUAAAGGUUUCAAUAGCUGCCUAUUUGGCUCGAAUAAUACGAUAUAGAGAAAGUAAGGAAAUAAAAGAGCGAAAGACAAAGAGAAACGAAGGAGCAGACAAAAAUACCGAGAAAGUGAGAUCUAAAGACAGACAAAGAGGAAGAAAAAAAGAACGAAAACAAGAAAGAAGGACAGUCACAAGACAAAGAACAUAAAAGACGAAAGAAAGAGGGGCUGAAAGAGAUAGGAAGAGAAGGUAGCGAGAGAAUAAAGGUGGAAGAGAGGACAAGAAAGAAAUGCCUAUUAGAAUUUACUGCUGAUUUAUGACUGAAAAAUUACGGCAUGAAAUAAAAUUUUAAAAAGGUUGAUACUGAAAAAAAAAAAUUUAGAAUCGCGAAAAUUUAAAUAAGAGAGGAAAAAGAAUGUAAAUACUUAAACGAUAAUAAGUACAGCAUUUACAAUUAUUUCAAAAAUUGAGAAGAAAGCAUCUGCAGAGGUGUGUUUGUGUGUGAGCGCUGCCUGUGUACAUGUGUAGGAUAGUUUAUAAACGGAGGUCUUUAUACUUCCUACAUGUAUAUAUAUAUAUAUUUAUCUAUUUUUGUGUAUAUAUACAUAUACUUGCAUAUCUAUAAGUAAUAGUUUAGUUUAAAUUAUUGUAUAAACAGCAGCAGCAACAUCACAGCAGUCACACAAUGAGUUGUGAAUAAGCAGCAGUGAGAUAUUUUUUUCAAACGAGUCUCCAUGGCUUGUAUUGAGACAGCAGAAUUUCCGACAGAAGUCACGAUCGGCUUUAUACCGAUCCUGACCUAAUUUAUUUAGCCCCUUCUUAAUCGACAAGUGGUGGCAGGGACAUUUAUGAGAUAUAAUUGAAGACGUAUGGAUGUGGUACUGCAGUACAGCUUUCAUUAUUUCGAUAUACCGGGAGAUAUGGUUAAAAUGCUUUCGUAAAGACAUUGUGAUUCUACCAAAGAAGAAACCAUAAAGCGAAAAGGUUAUUAUAUAUAUUCUCUCUCUCUUAGGCACCACACAUAAUUUUAUAUGAUGGAAGUGAAUUAUCAGGGAACAACUUGGAAUUUAAUUAUUUAUUCUCCAUUACCUUGAAGAUUAAGAAAUAUAUAUGAAUAUAUCAAAGGAAAUAUUGUGAACAAAACGAAAUCUAUUAGCUGGUGGACGUAACCGGACCGGACGUUAGGACUAUACCGGAAGUAUAAUACAACAACCAACGAUGAGUGAUCGACUGAGUAGCGAACGAGUGAGAGUGUUCUCUCGCUCGUUGCUCAACUCAACGGAGAUCCCAUCCAAACGAGAUUACAAACGAGAACAACAAAAAAUGGCUUCUUAUCCGUCGCAGGAGCAGCGACCACUGAAGAAACCCCGUCUUGGUCCACCUGAUGUUUACCCUCAGGAUCCGAAACAGAAAGAGGAUGAAUUGUCAACACUCAAUGUCAAACAUGGUUUCAACAAUAACUGUACGAUCACAGAUGAGUAUGGAUCUGCCUGUCGUUCCAUCAACCAAGAUAAAGUUGCUUUGUUCUCUAAGGUGGGGACAUGCUUUAGUUCCAUGAUGACAAAGAAAACUGAGCUGAACACAUUCCAAGACACAGGAAAGAAGAAACAACAGCUUAAUAUCAAAGAUAAUUUCAGACCUGUGACCGCACGAACUAGAAACGCGAUGGAGGCUUGGUUUAAAGAUUUAGCAGGAAGUAAACCACUCUCGUUACUUGUGAAAAAGGUACCUAUUUUUAAUAAGAAAGAAGAAAUUUUUUCAACACUCUGUGAUUUUAGCAUCCCUAUGAUAAAGGCAGCUUGGUUUGUAAAGAUGACAGCAGCUCAUAAUGUUGCAUUACAAGAGAACAAGACAAAGAAGAGACAAACUGUGGAUCAGUGCCUUGACUGGUGUCAAGCCCUAACAAAAUACAUGAAAGAACAACUUCAGAAAAUUCAGGAAUAUUAUCAUAGUCUAAACAACCAAGGUAUACAGUCCAACUUUUUAGGGCCCUCAAACCCGGCCCAUUCAGUUGCUGAUUUUGAAAUAGCUGUUAAAUAUUGGCACUUCUGCUGUCGUCUUGCCAGACAUCUAUAUGAGGAGGGUUUGCUAGACCGGCACGAGUUUCUCACUUGGUUACUUGAACACAUGGAAAAGAUACGACCAAAUGACGAUUCUGUGUUGAAAUUAUUACUUGGACAAAUUGUUUAUUAUCUAGAUGAAGUGUCUAUGUCAGUUUACUUAUCACGAAAACUGUCUCACUUUUGUGCCAAAAGAAUCGCUCAGUUUACAUCAGAAUAUGGAAUUUGCUCUCCUCGAACCGAUUCUCCUAUGAUGACAAAUGGAAAUGGGACAGGAAACAAUAACCCACUGUCAAACCCUCUCUCUGUGCUCUUCACUGAAUAUGUAUCGUGCCUUGAACAUCGUAGCCUCAUUCUCAUGUUAUGUGCCACACUACAAAUCAUUACCAUCCGCUGUCCUGCUGCUCUUGUCUGGAACAACCUUGGUGAUGGCAAAACUUGUAACUUUUUAUGUGGAUCACCCUUGGAUCUACUUGGAUGUGGUACUUCUUCACUUCCUAUGCCUCCUAACCCAGACAAUCAACUGAUACGAGCCAAAAUCCGUGCUGUUGAACAGCAAAUUAGACUUCGUGGUCAUGCUGCUGAAGUCAGGUGGUCAUCUGAUAAAUGCCAACAGUCAACUAAAGGUUUCACUAUCAGUAAAGUUUUGAAUGUAUUGGAUAUCCUCGAUUGCCAUUAUUUUGACAAAGUCGAUGCCAAUAACUCAAUGAAUUCUCUGUACAAUAAAAUCUUCUGUCACAACGAAAAUAAAGAAGGUAAUGAGCCGCUUGUUAGUGAUGACCCGAUCAUUAAACUCCUCAUUGACUGGGCAGUCACCAUACAACGGACUGGUAAUUACAGAGCUGUCGUUGUUGCUAAGUUGUUAGAACGACGCCAGAAUGAUAUGCGGAAUGAGAAGUUUGCUGAUAGUGAAAUGAUGGAUGAUAAAGAUUCCAUAGCGUCUGACGUCAUGAUGUCUUCAGGCUACCCGGCUUACCAGCAGCUUCUCAUGGAGUUCCUUGAUGAAGAUGCUCCGGUUCUAGAUGACAGCGGAUCAGAAGAAAACCGAGAUGCAUUUUCUAACCUUAUCCAGCUUUUCUGUGAACUCAUUCGAUUUGAUGUUUUUUCCCAUGAUGCCUACAUGUGUACUCUAAUCUCUCGUGGAGAUCUUGCUGCUUCUCCUUCAGUUGCCAUGCCAUCUGCUGACAGUGUUGAUUUGUCUAGUGUGAAAAGUUUAUCAGAAAGCAUUAAACAUGAGCAUCAAGAUGAUAUCAAGAUGGACUUAGACAUUCAUACCAUGGAGAGUGAUCUUGGGAGUCUAUUUGGAUCAGUUAAAGAAGAACAGAAGACAAGUCCUGAAGCACCAGCUUCAGUGAAAUCCGUGAAAUCAGAACGUGAUCAACCAAUUAUGAGCGUGGGAGAGUCACAAUCAGCGCCACCUCAGCCUCCUCCUCCCAAAGGCCCAUCACGCCAUAUGCUAUUUGCCACUCACUUUCCUAUUCCACAAAACGAGAGCUAUGCCCAUGAAUGCAACCAGCGUUUUGUUGUUCUAUAUGGAGUUGGUAAAGCUCGUGACAACGCAAGGCAUAUCAUUAAAAAAGUCACCAAGGAAAUCUUGAGACUUUUUAACAAAAAGAAUUGCAUAGACAUAAGCAGCGGUGACCCGACAAAAGUUAAAAAGAAAAAAGAGAAAGAGAAGGAUAAAGACAGCGAUUCAUCAAGUAACCUAGAGAGCACAUUCAACAAGUUUCAGAGACUUUCCUAUUAUGACAUGCAUGCUGUGACAUCAUCUUGUGUGAGCAGCGUACUGGAACAGUUGUCAAGUUUUGCUGCUGGUAACUCCUGUUAUUUACCCGUCGUUGACAAUAUUUCCUACCUCUUUGAUUUAAUGGAUUAUUCACUAAAUAUAAGUGGCCUUUUGGACUUUGCAUUACAACUGCUGAAAGAGCUUAGUCAGGUGGAAGUCCAGCUGAUGUUGAAAGCAUCGUCUCUUGCUACGAACUACGUUUCUUCAUUAUGCCUAUGUAUCAUUGGCAUAUUCAGUAAAUACUGCUCUUACAUGCUUGUCUGCCAGGACUUGGCCUGUGCUGCCUUUGAAGGAUUGAAUGCUAUCAUCAAGCAUAUAAAUAAUCCUUCGGAUUGUACCUCUGCUGAAAGAUGUGUCCAGGCAUACCUGUUUGAUCUUUACACUUCUGCCAGUUACCUGAAGGCCAAAUAUUUGGACAGCUUCAGUGCUACUUUUAGUAAAAUGAAACAGACUCACGAUACCAACAUAACUCCAUCAGUGUUGGAUUUACUCUGGGAUCCUAACUUUAUGAUGGACUAUUUUAAUGAUGUCAAAUCCAUACCUGAUGCCAUGCUGGUCAAACAAUUGAAUGAAAAUUCAGGAUACCGCUAUAACUUUGUAUGCAACGCAGUACUUAAUAUAUGCAAUUCCCAAGUAACAGAUCGGCUGAAUGAAAUCUCUAUCCUAUGUGCCGAGUUUACAGCUAAGUGUAAUGCUUUACGGUCUGAGUGGCUCGGUGCCCUGAAAGCUUUAUGUUGUUCUUCGAACCAUUCCUGUGGAUUCAUCGAUAUCCUGACGCAAAUUGAUGUUGGAGAUUUGUCUAUCCAUGAUUCCCUGGCAGUGUUUACAGCAAUUCUUCUGGCUCGUCAUUGUUUUACUCUGCAGAACUUUAUAGCUCGUGUCGCAUUGCCUUCCUUGAUGGCAGCUUGUCCAUCAAUGUUAGGUGCACAGGAUGCAGAAUCUGGUGCUCGCCUGACAUGCCAUUUACUGCUGAGAUUGUUCAAGACAACAAACCACCCUGGCUUCCAUAACCUCAACUGCCGUACUGGCUGUGGGGUAAAAGCCUCCUGUGAUAGACAUUUGCUAGCAGCUACUCACGACAGUCUGACUGUAGAACCUGUCCUUGGUGUACUCAAGGGAAUGCUCUACCUCAGGGACUCAUGUAAUGAUGAAUCCAAAGCUAAAGCAGGAGUAUGUAAUAACAGUGGUUCAAUUCCCAGCAAUUCUGCUGGACAGAAGACUGGUGAUAUCAUUGAAAAUAUACUGGGUAACUUAAACGAUGAUGACAUGGAAUUAGAUUUGGUUCUUGGAGGGUCAUCAGAAUCAAAUAAGAGAAUUGAAAGUGCCGGACUCAGUGACUUUGCGAAACAUUCACUGAAAGAAAUGUGCUGUCAGAAAUGGGUCCGAGAGAAAAUCCUUAAAGAUCCACAGGCUUUGUUCAGUGAAGAUCGGCUGAUGGAUCCAGAACUUUCAAAUAAACAAGCCCUCCAAUUGCUUCAAAUGAUUUGUUACCCAAAUGGUAUACCAAACCAAGCUGAAGGAACUGAACCAGAUAAUAAGCAGGUCAUCAAUCGAAUUUUACAGACUCUUGACCAGUGGUCAUUACGUGUCUCCUGGCUUGAAUUACAACUCAUGUUCAAGCAAUCAGGUUCCCAUGCUGAAACUAAUGCUAUCCUGGAUUGUAUUGCUAAGGGCACAUUAGAUUUGUUUCAUCAACAAACUGAGUUUCUCUCCAAUCCAAAUUCUCCACGGCAACAACUACCGACACAACAACAGCAGCAGCAGCUACAAAAUGCCAAGCCUGAGUCUGAGAAAGAUAGUGUCUGGCUUGUUGCACCACUUAUAUCGAAAUUGCCAUCGACUGUCCAAGGGCGCUUACUUAAGCUGGCUGGCCAAGUUCUUGAAAGCAGUAGUAACUUUCUAUCGAAGACAAAAUAUGACAAAGAGAAAAACCAAAGAAAUAAAUCCUUGCUUGGUCAUCAACCAUUUCUCUCCCUGAUCCUUACAUGUCUGAAAGGCCAGGAUGAGCAACGUGAAUGUCUCUUAUCCUCACUCCAUUUUCAACUGGAAAAAUUUAUCAGCAAUGUGAAAGAAGUAUUGGAUCGAAGCCCUGAUGAAACUAAAAUUCGACAGAAUCUCAACGAAGCAUUACAAUUACGUCUCAGUCUAGUUGGUGGUAUGUUUGAUACAAUCCAGAGAAACAAUGCCACAACCAGUGACUGGGCAGUUUUACUUGUACAGUUAAUCAGUCAUGGUGUGGUUGAUAUGCAGACUAACUAUGAACUGUUCACAACAGUGAUAGACAUGUUGAAUGUGUUGAUCCAUGGUACAUUAUUGGGAGAUUCUAAUGAGAAAGGAGACGACAAUAAGAGAACAUACCAGAAUCUUAUUAAAAAAUUAAAGCGAGAACUAGGAGAUAAAAAUAACACUUGUAUUGACAAAGUCCGACAGCUCCUGCCAUUACCUAAGAAACUGUAUGAAGUGAUCACGUGUGAGCCCCAUGGUACACUGGUAGACACAAAAGGUUAUAAAAUUGCAGGUUUUGAUUCUAUUGGCAGGAAACAGGGUUUACAAGUUGCCUCAAAAGUGAAGAUAACUCCUUGGGAGAUAAUUGAGGGAACCAAAAAUCCAGCUCCAUUGUCUUGGACAUAUUUUGGUGCUGUCAAGAUGGAGAAGAAGAUGCUCAAAUAUGAUGACCAAUAUAGGUUAUUAUGCUAUCACACUCAUGUGAUGAGACAACCAACCAGUUGCUACCUUGAACCACCACCACUGCCUGCAGAAGAACUGGAACCACCUGCUGAAAAGUUACAGGAGGAGAAGCCAAAAGAACCUGCUGAAAACAGUAAAGAUGAUCUCAGUAAGAAGAAGCACCAGAGGCGGCGACGUAACCCCAGGACUACCAAUUCCUAUAUGCAGCACCAACCAAUUCCUCAUCGAGUUAAUUAUGGUCAAGAUAUCUACCAACCUGGACCCCCUCCAAAUUGGUACGGUCCACCACAGCAACAGUCUCCUUAUUAUUCCACACAGCAUUUGCCUCCUGGAGGUCCGGCAGCAGCAAGGUUCGCGUCUCCGCAGUAUAACAGUCCCAAGCAAGAGCUACGUACCAUGCUGCGGGCGCGCCAGCCGGCCACUCAGGGAUACAUCCAACACAACACACAGCAGCAAGCUUUCCCCAGUAUACAGAUGAUGCAGUCCAAACAGCGCAGCCAAAUCAUACGUCAGUCAUUGCGAGCCCAAGCUCAGCACCAGCAAAAUCUCCAGCGAGGACACCCAGUAGGAGCACCACCUGAUACUCAACCACACUACAAUCCCCAGCUAGCCGGAAACCCUCAAGCAACUUUGCAUCACAUGACACAAACUCAAGGCAUGAAUCCAAGUUACCACUCCUACAAUGGCAUGCCAAUCCAGCAGCCAGCUGUCAUGGAUCCUGUGUCAAGUGGCAUGCUAUCACAGAACUUUGGUCAGAGUUACCCAAAUGCUCAGAAUCCAGCAAUGAUGCAAGGUAUACAGCCUCCAGCUAACCAAUCCCAACGGCAAGGUCCCGGCUUUAUGGCACAACAGCCACAGCAAACUCCACAAGCAGCAUUCAAUCGUGGUUCAAGACUCCCUCCUCAAAUGACGCCAAGUAGUCUGCAGAGACACACCAACUCAAUGGGUUCCAUAUCAAACUAUAGUCAGCUUGGUCCAACGGGACCACCACAGCAGAGUCAUGCUUACAUGCAAGGUAUGCCACCACCAGCUCAGCAGCAGCAACAACAGCAGCAGCAGCAACAACAGCAACAGUUACUACAACAGCAACAACAACAACAGCAGCAGCAACACCAACAGCAACAACAACAGCAGCAGCAGCAACAACAGCAACAGCAGCAGCAACAACCAGCCCCACAACCACCACAACGCAUGCUGGUCAUGCCAAACUCUCAGAUACAGCCCACCACACAGCAACAGCUUGUGGCCCAGUUACAUAGACAGUUGGGGCCCCCUGGCCCACAAUACAACAACUAUCAACCAUCACAGUAUUGAAAAUAGGUGCAUUCAUAUAUAUAUAUAUAUAUAUAUAUAUAUAUAUAUAUAUAUAUAUAUAUAUAUAUAUAUGCAUACACACCACAUACAUUUUAUAUAUAUAUAUUCAUACGUACAUAAAAACUGACUGAGUUGCCUGAUUACUGGUGUUUGUUGAACUGAGCCUGGUAGUUUACUUACGAAAUAAAUCAAUUUAAUUACUGAAGUUUUAAUUAA